AUGUCACGAGUUUCGACAUUUACUCUGCUAGUUUACACACUUUUUCUUGCGGCUCAAAUACAUGCUGCUAAUCUUCCACCACCAUGGAAUGAUCCAAGUCCUACACUUCGUCCUUUUCUAAUUUCGGAUCCUAUCCCUACAACAUACUCUACAUCAACCGUUAGUAUAGAAUGCGGAAACAACGCCUGUCAAAGUGCAUGGGCCACAGCUUUCACAUCCUCCAAUCCUUACAUCCAACCCUUCUGUUCCUCAUUCACCUCUCCCGGCCGCAAAAACACGCUUAAAUUUGACAAAAAAGGUCCCGCAACCGCAUGUACCAAAAGACUCGGUAACGCCGCCAUUCAAUCCUCUCUCUCAUCAGUUUGUUCCUGUUACGCCGCUCCCGGUAUCCCCACCCAAGCAUUCAUCACCAGAUGUCCCACUUGUCCCCCCAUACAAACCCAAACCCAUACCCAAACCAUCACAACCUCCAUCCCCAUCCCCACCACAAUACUCGAACCCGCUAGCACUAAAAUUAUCACCACAAUCAUAAGGGUAACACCCGCCAUCCUCUGCCCCACCUCCACCUCCUGCACAACAACAACAACCAACGUCCAAACCACCACCCUCGUAACCGCCAUCUACGACUACUUCACCUACAUCACCACCACCACCUACCAAGCAGGUCGAUAUCCCUACACUACCACCAUUUAUCCUUCAUCAACCGUAAGCAUAUCUACAGUUACGUUUUCCAUUUCGUAUUGUAAUCAGACUUGUGAAACGUCUCGAGCGUCGGUGGUCACGGUUACAAGUACGGUCACGGCUGGUCUUCCUUUUGGCCCUUCGGAUUUGGCUACGAGUGUGGGGAAUGAGGUGUGUGCGCCGACCUUUACGCCGACGUUUACAACGACGUUGACGUUGGUUAUUGAUCCGUUGUCGAUUGAAUAUACGGUCACGACUACGGUUACAGAGACGGAGACGGUGGGUGGGAAUGCGAGUCGAAGUUCGAGUGCGAGUGCAGUGGAGACGGCUACGGAUGUUUUUGUAGUACCUUCGAUAACGGGUACGGGUACGGGUACGGGUAGUGGGCAGAGUGAGGAAACUGCGACGGUUUCGGAGGUGAUUAUUGAUGAUGGAGGAUUCACUUUUAGGGGAGGAUCUGGGGGAGCGAGGAGUACAGGGACGGGGAGUGAAGAUUAG
Molecule: messenger RNA, 1179 nt
Organism: Sclerotinia borealis F-4128
Lineage: Eukaryota; Fungi; Ascomycota; Leotiomycetes; Helotiales; Sclerotiniaceae
Source: the annotation of a GenBank genome assembly